CUGCCCAAAGGGACCCAUGGCCACUGAGAGCCCCUUGGAAAGUCUCCAGGAGGAAGCUACAUGCUCCAUCUGUCUGGAGUAUUUUAAGGACCCUGUGAUUAUAGAGUGUGGGCACAAUUUCUGCCGAGCCUGCAUCACCCAGUGCUGGGAGGGAUCCGAUACAGCCGCCUCCUGCCCUCAGUGCAGAAAAACUGUGCAACAGAGAAACCUCAGGCCCAACAGACAGCUGGCAAACAUGGUAGAAAUAGCCAAACGGCUAAAUUUACAGGCAGCAAAGGGAGCAGGAGGACAGAGGGUGUGUGGGGAACACCAGGAGACUCUGAAACUGUUCUGUGAAGAGGAUCAAACUUCGAUCUGUCUGGUUUGCCAUCUGUCCCGGGCUCACAGAGAUCACACGGUGGUCCCCUUAGAGGAGGCUGCCCAGGAGUACAAGGAAAGAAUCCAGGCCCAUUUAAAGACUCUGAGGGAAGAGAGAGAAAAGCUGCUGGGAUUGAAAGCGACUGGAGAGGCAAAAAGCCAGGAGUAUCUGAAACAAACACAAACCGAGAGGCAGAAGAUUGUGUCUGAAUUUCAGCGACUGCGGCAGUUCCUGGAGGAACAAGAGCGACUCCUGCUGGCCCAGCUGGAGAAGCUGGAUGAGGAGAUUGUGAGGAUCCAGAAUGAAAAUGUCAGUAAACUCUCCGAGCAGAUUUCCCAUCUGAGUGAGCUGAUCAGUGAGAUGGAGGGGAAGUGUCACUUGCUGGCUUCUGAAUUUCUGCAGGAUAUUAAAAGCACCUUGAGCAGGUCUGCGAAGGGGAAGUUCCAGCAGCCAGAGGAGAUUUCUCCUAAGUUAGAAUUAAGACUCAGUGAUUUCUCCCAGAAAACUGUUGCUCUCAUGGAGACUCUGAGGAAUUUCAAAGCCACUCUGCCAUCUGCACUAGAGACAAAAAGAGGAGGAUCCCUAGGAACAUUCAGACAGGACACUCUGCCGUCUGCACUGGAGAGAAAAAGAGGGGAACCCCUAGGAGCCCCCAGACUGGCGAAUGUGACUCUGGAUCCAGACACGGCUCAUUCCGAACUCGUCCUGUCUGAGGAUGGGAAAAGUGUGAGAUGGGAACACAAACGGCAGGAUCUGCCCGACAACCCUGAGAGAUUUAACUAUUGGGAAUGUGUGCUGGGCUGUGAGGGAUUCACCUCUGGGAGACACUGCUGGGAGGUGGAGGUGGGGGAUGAGGGAGGCUGGGCUGUGGGGGUGGCCAGAGAGUCUGUGAGCAGGAAGGGAGAGAUCAGCCUCAGCCCUGAGGGGGGGAUCUGGGCUCUGGGGCAGUGGGGGGGUCAGUUCCGGGCUCUCACCUCCUCUCUGACCCCCCUGCCCCUGAGCCGGGCCCCCAGCAGGAUCCGGGUUUGUCUGGACUGUGACCGGGGGCAGGUGACAUUUAUUGUAGCUAGUGACGAGGCCCCGAUCUUCACUUUCCCGCCAGGCUCUGUCCCUGGGGAGAGAAUCCGACCCUGGCUCUGGGUGGUGGGAUCCUGGCUCAGCCUGUGUCCCUGA
This is a messenger RNA of Mauremys mutica (yellowpond turtle), 1531 nucleotides long. Its product is annotated as E3 ubiquitin-protein ligase TRIM39-like. Lineage: Eukaryota; Metazoa; Chordata; Testudines; Geoemydidae. The coding region runs from base 17 to 1531 and encodes 504 amino acids. The transcript is spliced from 8 exons. The record is from RefSeq and is a predicted model, not a curated record. Gene Ontology annotation, molecular function: zinc ion binding; protein binding.